ACCACAACUGGAGAGCCAAUAGUAGUCUGGCUUUCAGGUCUUCAUGUUCCAGAGUCCUACCUCUCUGCCGUUGUACAGUCCGUAUGUCGGCGUAACGCCUGGCCAUUAGAUAAGAGUGCUAUGGUUACUAGUGUGACAGACUACACAGAUCCGGACAAGGUGGAAGAUCGUAACUCUUCUGGUUGUCUUCUAGACGGCCUGUUUCUUGAAGGAGCAGCUUGGAGCCUGAAAGACCGUCGAUUGUGUCUACAAGAUCCAAGAAAACUCAUCCAACCACUCCCGCUACUAAGUGUUCAAGUGAUAGAGAGCAGACGUGUCAAGAAACAGAAUGAGACCCUGAAAACCCCUGUUUAUGUGACUUCCGCAAGGGCUUUAGCUGAUAGUGGGUCCAAAUCAGGAUCCGGGCUAGUUUUUGAGGCUGAUUUGAGAAUCGAUGAGGAACGAGACGCUAGUCACUGGAUUCUCCAAGGUGUUUGUCUUAUUCUCAAUGAUGAUUGA
Molecule: messenger RNA, 498 nt
Organism: Rodentolepis nana
Lineage: Eukaryota; Metazoa; Platyhelminthes; Cestoda; Cyclophyllidea; Hymenolepididae
Source: the annotation of a GenBank genome assembly